Molecule: messenger RNA, 1850 nt
Organism: Panicum virgatum (switchgrass)
Lineage: Eukaryota; Viridiplantae; Streptophyta; Magnoliopsida; Poales; Poaceae
Product: phosphatidate cytidylyltransferase 1-like
Exons: 12
Coding region: 208-1482 (424 amino acids)
Cellular component (GO): endoplasmic reticulum membrane
Molecular function (GO): phosphatidate cytidylyltransferase activity
Source: RefSeq, a predicted model, not a curated record
CACCAGGUGGGAACCCGAGCGCCACAACCACAACUCCCGCUCCCUCUUCCCCCCCUCCCCUUCUCCACAAGUCGGGAGGCCGCAGCGCUCUCUCCACAAAGCCCCCGCUCCCGCGCGCGCGCCGCCGGCGGCGGUGCUCAGGCGGACUCCGGACCGCGCCGCCCUCUUCCUCCGCCAACCUCGAGAUUUGACUUUCAAGCACCAGUGAUGCAAAGGGACACCAGCUCUAGCGAUGCUUCUGCUUCUCACACAGGGCGUGUUAGACGUCGGAGACAGCCAAGUGAGGCUACCGCGGAUGGGAAUAGAGCUAAUGGACAGCCAUUGCUUGUCAAUGAUCGGAACAAGUACAAAUCAAUGCUUAUCCGUACAUAUUCAACAGUAUGGAUGAUUGGAGGCUUUGCCUUGAUUGUUUACAUGGGUCAUCUAUAUAUCUGGGCCAUGGUUGUUGUGAUUCAAAUAUACAUGGCAAGAGAGCUUUUCAACCUGCUCAUAAAAUCCAGUGAAGAAAAACAACUGCCAGGGUUCAGGCUCCUGAACUGGCACUUCUUUUUCACGGCGAUGCUGUACACUUACGGGCGCUUUCUUAGUCGGCAGCUUGUGAAUACAGUAACUUCAGAUCACUUACUGUAUAAGGUUGUCAGCGGCCUAAUAAAAUACCAGAUGUUUAUUUGCUAUUUUCUUUAUAUUGCAGGGUUUGUAUGGUUUAUUUUGACUCUGAAGAAAAAGACAUACAAGUAUCAAUUCAAACAGUAUGCGUGGACGCACAUGAUACUUUUAACAGUUUUUGGACAGUCCUCGUUCACUGUGGCAAACAUAUUUGAAGGGAUUUUCUGGUUUCUUCUGCCUGCUUCGCUCAUUGUGAUCAAUGAUAUCUUUGCUUAUUUAUUCGGGUUCUUUCUUGGGAGAACACCAUUGAUCAAGUUGUCCCCAAAGAAAACUUGGGAAGGUUUUAUUGGUGCAUCAGUGACAACUAUCAUCUCUGCAUUUCUGUUAGCAAAUGUAAUGGGCCAUUACCAAUGGUUGACAUGCCCAAGAAAGGAUCUAUCAACUGGGUGGCUUUAUUGUGAUCCUGGUCCAAUGUUUAAGCCGGAGCAUUACUCGCUGGGAGAAUGGGUACCACACUGGUUCCCAUGGAAAGAAGUUGCCAUUAUGCCUGUGCAGUGGCAUGCUUUAGCCCUAGGUCUGUUUGCAUCAAUAAUAGCACCAUUUGGAGGUUUUUUUGCGAGUGGCUUCAAGAGGGCUUUUAAAAUAAAGGAUUUUGGUGACAGCAUACCUGGGCAUGGGGGGAUUACUGACAGAAUGGAUUGUCAAAUGGUUAUGGCAGUGUUUGCGUACAUAUACCACCAAUCAUUCAUUGCGCCCCAGAAUUUCUCUGUUGAGAUAAUCUUGGAUCAGAUUAUAAGAAACCUAACCUAUGAGGAGCAAAAAUACUUGUAUGAGCAGCUUGGCGGAAUCUUCCAUGAGAGGCAGAUGCAAAGCUGAGAGUUAAUGUGCUUAUGAGAAGCAUGAUGUGUUGUGUAUUUAAGCCUUCGGCUCAUUCUGUAGCUCUAGAUUCGUGUAUAGCAGCACCGCCCGAAUGCACGAUGAUAUAGCGGGUCCUUGUUUAAACCAUUGUACAGAAUGGUAGAAAGGAGAGAAUGAAUGGGUAUUAGUUGCUUUAUUCGCUCUCCACUGACGCUGCCUUCUGCAGUUUAUCAUAUACGCCGUGCUGAUUCUAUCCCCUUAUCAUCUUUUCUUCCCUCUUAUAUUGUGACAAAGGGACCUGGAAAGCUGUAUUCUUGCUUAUCACUUUGUUCCGGACCAAAUGUUCGAGGAUGCAUAGAAUAAGGAGAGAGCAGGGCAAAUUCUUA